Glarea lozoyensis ATCC 20868 is the source of this 1056-nucleotide messenger RNA. RefSeq lists its product as uncharacterized. The record is from RefSeq and is a predicted model, not a curated record. NCBI's taxonomy places the organism in Eukaryota, Fungi, Ascomycota, Leotiomycetes, Helotiales, Helotiaceae. The transcript has a single exon. The coding region runs from base 1 to 1056 and encodes 351 amino acids.
AUGAAGACACUCGAAACCUCCAAAAUGGAAGAAUUUCUGAUUUUACUCGCAAAAAAAGCUCCUAUCAGAGAGCUUAGAAACCACAUUCAACCAGGAAUAUAUCAAAUCGCCCAUGGAACCUUCCGAUGGCAAUGUUUCUUCAGAUCUCCACGUGCGUCGCUGGAGUUCGAUGUGAGUAACGAGGAGUUUUCCUUCAGUUGGCCAGAUUCACGGCACGCGAGAGGUUGCUUUCAUGCCCAUGGCUUUAGCGUGGUCGGUGAUGACUGGCAGGAAGAUCACGGAAAUCAUGCCGCAUUCACCAUCGGCGAGGCUGUAGUUGAAUACAAGACCGAACGAGAGGUUCUUCCUGAACUCGAGGACGAGGACUUGGUUCGAGACCCGACGAAAACUGCGAUCUGCACCGAUGUCAAGGGUGAAGACAAAACGCCGGUAGUGGAAACAGCGAGUCAGAUGGAAAUGGCGUCAAAGAUCGAUUUGACACCGACAAACAUUUUGCGGCAGAAGAUAACAGGCGAUCUUGCGCAAAAAAGUUCAAGUGAAUAUCCUCCUGGUAAUCCGUUCUUGAAACAACAAGUUGAUAGAACAAUAGCCUAUCAUCUCAGGAGUCAGCCAAACACAAGAUCGAAAAAGGUGGAUGCCAUAGAGGACGCAAAACAAUCAGCUCCGCCAUAUGUAUCUCCUUACGCGCAACUCGAAACUCAUCUCAACGCUACCCUAGUUCACAUCAAGCCAACGAGAACUCGUCUGCCAGAUGACGCCCCUAGAUCUACUAUCUCGUCCAGUAAGCCUCAGUACCCUUCUUUGCUGUUAAAACGACCUAAAGCAAAUGAUGGUCUAGCGGAAAUACCAAAACGACGACUCCUUCCACGAAAGACUCAGAGAUCUGUCCUCCCAUCCAGGCCUAGGGUCAAGCUGUUACCGGCCACCAAGCAACAGAAUGGAACGGAUAGUCAUGCUCCAGAGCCCGCCACCAAGAAGAGACAACGACCUUCGGUCUCUGCUGUUUCACCAGCCGAACCUAGUCAGAAAGCAAAGAAGAGGCGGACCCAAAAGUGA